CAUAAAUGUCAAUAAAAAUGUCCUCAAAAGAAGAAAUCGAAAUUGAUACAAAUGAAAGUGUUGGGUCGAACAGAUUAAACAAAAGUCAUAAAUGUGAUCACAGAUGUGUCCAUCAAGGUGAACGUAUUUGUUAUAAUGAAGGAGAAGAUAAUAAAGAAGCGGUUAAAAGAAUACCUGAAGGAACAGCCUCUUCGGAAUCUAUCAACUCUACAGAAUUGGACAGUCUACAUUCUGGGGAAUCGUUAUUUAAGACAUUUAACUUCGAGGCUUCCGAUAAUGAUCCUGACAUGGAAAAAUGUAUGACUUUUUGGAAAAAUGUUUUGGCAAAAAAUGUAAAACCAAUAAAGUGUACAUUACUCAGAACCAAGAAAACUAAAGACAAAGAAAAAGAAAAACAAAAGGCAGAAGUGAGACAAGAUAUAAUAAGACAUAAUGACCCUUGCAAAGACGAUGAUACCCGUAAAAUGUGGUUAGAUAUCUACAAAGACUUGCAAAGACGAAAACUGGACAAGUUAAAGUUGGUAAAGUCAAAGAAAUGUGAGCCAUGUGAAGAGUACAUUGACGAAGAACUAUUAAAAAAACAGGACGCUGAAGAUAUUAAAAAACUGAACCAUUGGAAAUCACAAAAAAGACCUUCUGCCGGAAAAUAUGACAUCGGUUCCCAAGUGCAGCGUACUCUUCGAGUCCUCAAAGCAGCUCGAACGUCAAAAGAUGAGUCAGACAAAAGACACUCCUCAAAUGAAUCCAAAGUAAUGCAAACUUUAAAAUCUGUAACUGAAUCCAACAUCAAACACACUGCUAAACCUAAAACUGAAAAAUUCAAAGCUGAAUCAGAAGUUACUCCUAGUAAACCCUCAUCGGCUGAAAAGAAAUCCCAAGUUUCUGAAAAAAAUGAACCUGGAAAAGAAAUCACUCAAAUUGUAUCGGACUUGAGCAAAUCAAGUGCACUGUCAAAACCGUGUUCUGGGGGCGGCGAAGCGCCUGUACCCCUUGAUUUGAGCUUAAACAAAAGUUGCUGCAACUGUGGUUGUGCAAUCGACGAUUGCAUUUGUGCCGAAAUUGAUGAAUUAGUUUCAAACACUCCCGAAUUCCUAAAAAAGACGGAAUUAGAAACUUGCAGCCCUUGUGACUGUGGCAAUGUUUGUGCUUGUGAACCACACCAACAACAACAGGCAAAUGUUUGUUGUUGCGGAUGUGGCGCCCAGGAAUGCAUUUGUCAGAAUUUGGAAAAAUGCCCGUGUGGUUGUGGCGUGGAAAAUUGCAUUUGUCAGAAUUUAAAUGCAAUGAGGAGUAAAGAAUGUGCUUGUGGGUGUGGUUUGGAUGAAUGUAUCUGUGAACAAUUAUACACAAAGAGGUGUAAAUGUGGUCAUGCCGACUGCACUUGCGAUAUGAUUGAAAUUCUGACAACUUAUUUAGAGACUUUGGAGACUCCGCCCGCUGUUAAGGCUGGACUUGACCAGGACAGUUUGAAAUUUACCACUCAAGAAGCACAGACUGAAGAACAAACAUUGCUGUUGCAAACGACCCAAAAGGAGGGCACUUACUGCUUGAUCUGUGGACAUUUUAAUUGUUAUUGUAAUAAAUAAAUGACGAUUUUGUUGCAA
This is a messenger RNA of Tribolium madens (black flour beetle), 1604 nucleotides long. RefSeq lists its product as uncharacterized. Lineage: Eukaryota; Metazoa; Arthropoda; Insecta; Coleoptera; Tenebrionidae. Bases 6 to 1586 code for a protein of 526 amino acids. The transcript has 4 exons. The record is from RefSeq and is a predicted model, not a curated record.